Molecule: messenger RNA, 6439 nt
Organism: Rhinolophus ferrumequinum (greater horseshoe bat)
Lineage: Eukaryota; Metazoa; Chordata; Mammalia; Chiroptera; Rhinolophidae
Gene: DCDC2
Product: doublecortin domain containing 2
Exons: 11
Coding region: 213-1643 (476 amino acids)
Biological process (GO): dendrite morphogenesis; regulation of cilium assembly; intracellular signal transduction
Cellular component (GO): microtubule; kinocilium; microtubule organizing center
Source: RefSeq, a predicted model, not a curated record
GCGGGGGUCACAGACGCUCCAGUCUCCUCUGUCUCUCAGUGCACCUUAGGCGUUCAUUUGUUGGCAAAGAAAAAUCUGGGCAAUUCCAGCCAGAAUCUUAAUUGCUUUAAUUUGGGAGCAAGCAGGAGAUUGAGAGCCGGUGACUCACCGUGUGCGGUGACGCCGCGGGGCAGCGGGUCCCCUGAGCGCGAGCCCGCAGAGUCGGCGGGAGGAUGAGCGGCACCAGCGCCCGGGCGGGCCACCGUGCUCAGCCGGUGGUCAAGAGCGUGCUGGUGUAUCGCAACGGGGACCCCUUCUUCGCAGGGCGCCGCGUCGUCAUCCACGAGAAGAAGAUGUCCACCUUCGACGUCUUCCUGAAGGAGGUCACGGGUGGCGUCCAGGCACCCUUUGGGGCCGUCAGGAACCUCUACACCCCGCGGGCCGGGCACCGCAUCCGAAAACUAGACCAGAUCCAGAGCGGAGGCAACUACGUGGCUGGGGGCCAAGAAGCCUUCAAAAAACUCAAUUACUUGGACAUAGGAGAAAUCAAGAAAAGACCAAUGGAAGUUGCUAACACAGAGGUAAAACCAGUAAUUCACAGCAAGAUCAAUGUAUCAGCUCGAUUUAGAAAACCGCUUCAGGAACCCUGCACUAUCUUCUUGAUUGCAAAUGGAGACCUCAUAAGCCCCGCUGCUCGCCUCCUCAUCCCCAGAAAAGCCUUGAAUCAGUGGGAUCAUGUGCUACAAAUGGUCACAGAAAAAAUAACCCUGAGGAGUGGGGCUGUCCACAGACUUUAUACUUUAGAAGGAAAGCUGGUUGAGAAUGGGGCCAAGUUGGAGAAUGGGCAGUUUUAUGUGGCUGUCGGCAGAGAUAAGUUUAAGAAACUGCCUUACAGUGAAUUACUUUUUGACAAGUCAACAAUGAGAAGGUCUUAUGGUCAGAAAGCUUCUUCACUGCCUCCUAUUGUCGGAUCCAAAAAGUCUAAAGGGAGUGGAAAUGAUCGCCAAUCUAAGUCAACCGUCGGAUCCAGUGACAACUCAUCUCCUCAACCCCCAAAGAGGAAAGGGAAAAAAGAGGAUGUGAAUUUGGAAAGACCCACAAAAGGGAAACAAAAUAUUAAAUUAAAGAAUUCACCACAAACAAUUCCCAACAGUGAUGAAGGCAUUUUUAAAGCUGGAGCAGAGAGAUCUGAAACGCGGGGGGCAGCAGAAGUCCAAGAAGAUGAAGAUACUCGGGUUGAGAUUCCAGUGGAUCAGAGGCCAGCAGAAAUAGUAGAUGAGGAAGAAGGUGGAGAGAAAGAAAGCAAGGAUGCAGGAAAAAAAGAAGAGCUCAUAGGAAUGAAUGGUGAUGUUGAAGAGGAAGGAGAUGGGGAAGCUAUGGCUGCCUCCAAGCAAGCCGAGGAGAUCCCGGAUCCUGGGGAGGAACAGGCAGGUCCUGCUCGUGUUAAUGGAGUCACCGAUGAAGAAAAUGGCGAGGAACUGGAUCAGGUCAAUAAUGAGCUUCAGGAGGCAGUGGAUGAGGAAAUCAAGUCUCCAGGAGCUGGCAGUGGACAAGAGGAGGCUGACUUAGACCCUCAAAGACCACCAAGGCCAGAAGUAAAAAUCACUAGUCCGCAAGAAAACGGUGACAACCAACAAAGCAAGGACUAUGCUGUCGUAGCAUAGAUGAUUUUUAAAAGAGUAUAUUGGUUAUACGAAAAAUGAAGGGUCAUACUUGAAUAAGUAUAGUUAUUGCUAAACAUGUGACAAUAUGGUUGAAUACUACCUACUGAAUUUUAAAACGAGAGGCCUAAUGGAAAGACUAGAUAACUUUGAAUAGCUACUAAAGGAGAGUGACUUCUUUUUAUGGGAUGUGUUUUUAAAAGUCAUUUGGAAAAAUAAGAGGGAUAGAGGGGAAUUUACACUGGAAGACAACUGAGCAAUUGUUUUUGUAAAGGAUGAAAAAGAAUAGGAUUAUUCCUGUUGUACACUUGAUUAUAAAUUUAGAAGCAAGAUUAUUAGAUGGCAGGUUAUGCUAAAGCGCUUAUCUAAAAAGGCAUAGACUAUUAAAGAAAUGAUAAUAGGAAAGCAUGUACUAUAUUUUUUAAAGCAAUAAACUCUUGACUAAACAAAUUGCACUUUAGUUUCAGAGAUAAUUUGGAGAUGGCAAUGGAUUGAAAUGUUUCCAUGACUUAUUGACAUUCCUUCUUUUCUUCUUCCUUAGCCAAAAUCCACCUUAAAAGAAUUAAAAAGAAUGUAAGGUAUUCAUUUUGGAAGGAGGAAGUAUUCAUUCUGUGUGUUAGUGAUUAAUAUUGUAAUGUUCCUCUCUUAAGCGCUUCAGGUUUUAAUCCUUGUGAUUUUCAUGACACACACUCAGGAAGGAAUUUUAAAGGAAUAUCCAAUUAUAUUACUGAGCCUGGCUGGAUGGUUUUCAAAUUCUGGUAUCCUAUGGAUUUUCACUGAUCCAGUCUGCCUUUACCUAUAAUAUCCCUCCCUUGUCCCUUAUGUUAUUAUAUUAGGAAACCACAUUGGCUAUUCCAAAAACUGAAUUCUCUCCAAACAGUUUUUUUACAAAAAAAACAAAAACAACAACAACAAAAAAAACACCCCAAAAUCACGACAGCGUAAUAGAAAGGAAAAAGGUUUAUGAAGAGUUUGACACUGCUUACUUUCACUUGCUUUUUGCUUUAUUUCUAUUAGGACUGCCUUUGUCAUAUUUUGUUCCUAAGGAUAUCAGCAAAUAUUUGUUUUCAAUGUUUAGACUCUCAAGCAAAUUCCUUUCUAUAUAAUUAGAAGUCACAUGAUAGAAAUUGUUGAAAAAAAGUUUAAAAAUUGUCAAAAUGAAACCAGUUCCCAAUUACUAUUUUGUGGACUGAUUAACUCAAAAUUGCCUUGUUAGGUAUAUAUGGGGAAAAACAUAAUUAUAUUGGUUUUUUUGCAUUCUCAAGACAUUAUGCAGUUCUUCCUUAAGUAUCUGAAUAACAUAUUUUUCUUAUAUUAAAGGAUAUUUUUGUUAAUUAUGUAGAAAUUAUAAAUUUGAAAUUUAAACUUCUAGUGCUUUCAUAGAAUUCAUUAUUAAUAAUAAGUACAAAAGAUUUUUUUUCUCCAGGUUUUAUAACCAUUUGGAAUCAGAGUACUCAUAUAAAGCACUUAAUAAUACUAUAUAAAAUGGAUGUAUAUUUUCUAGCAGCUAUUUUAAUAUUUUCCACAAAUAGGAAGUAUAAGCAGAGACUAUAAUGUAACAGUAUUAGAAAGAGCUCAUGAUAUAAAGGUAUUUUAAUCUGGGAGGAUGAAUUAUAAAUGGAGUACUAUAUUUCUAGUAUGAAAUCUAGAUCAUGCUGUCUCCUAGUAGGCUGAUUUUUCAAGUGAGACAAUAUGAAAUACCAUAGACUACGCGCAACAAGCUUGCAUUGCUAGGGAAAUAAGACUAUCUGGUUUUGUAAUGUUAAAUUCUCACAUUAUUAUUGAGCCUGAGAUUAAUUGAUUUUAAAUCAUUUAUAAAAAUAAGAGAUUAAAUACAAGAAACUAUAACUAAUUAUCAAGGUGAUUCUCCUUUCUCUAAUGAGGAGUUUUUUUCUCUCUCUUUUCCUUCUUUAAUAAAGAUAUUCUGUCUCUCUUUUUUCUCCUGUUCCUUUCUUCAUCAUACUGGAAAGCUUUGGUUUUCAGGAACAUUUUAGGAGUCAUCUAAAUGAAGCACAAUGUUAUUUUACAUGAAAAACAAAGGUUCGGCAUUUUAAGUAUAUUUCAAGAUGGUGAUAGGCCACAGUAACUAGGAAAAAAUCGAAAACUAGCGGUGUGAUAUUUCUCUUGUAUAUGCAUGUACAUUUUACCACCUGUUGACAAGAUACAGUUGUGAUAUAACUUGAGGGGAUGAACAACAGCUAAUCACUUUUUUUAAAAAAAAGAAUGAAAUACUCAUAUAUUGUCUAACUACAAAAUAGAUCAUUCACAGAGAAGGAAAAUUGUGGACAUCAUUUUGGAGCUGACUUUCACAUAAAUGAUGAAAGUUAAUUCACUUCCCAAAUGUGGAAAUUUUCUUCAUGGGAACGGUGACCUCCAUGGCAGAGUAUCUCCACAAAUAAAGUGAGACUCACUGCCAGGUUUGAGACCAUUUAUGGGAGUGAGUGGAAGAGAUCUUGGUUAGGCUUCAGGUAUUGUUUUAUAAAGAGAGGAUGCUAUAAAAAAACUCAUGUAGCUCUUACAUGAUACCAAAUAGAAUGCUUUAAGAUGUUAGUUCUUUGUGAUAGAUUUCUUAGUUUUAAUUUUAUGGAACUCUUUUCUUAAACUUAAUUUGGUUUAUGAAAUUUGUAAACAAGUGGCUUAUUAAUUGAAUUGGAAUAUUAGGCGUUUUGCAGAGCAAAUAAAGAUUCUAGCUAAAGGCAUUUUCAUGCUAAGGAUGCUUUACUUGUCUUAGCUUCUGUUAAAUAGCUAAUGAGCAUUCAUGAAUUUCUAGUUAUAAAACACGAUACUAUGGCCAUAAGACAACUUUUUACUCACUAUUUUUUUUUCAAUGGCCACAGGUGACUUUUUAUUUAUUAGGGCAUUUUUAGUUAUAUUUGGGGGGAAUAUUAGAAUGCCAGACUCAUAGGACAAGUGCGAUACUCCAUGUCUCCUGUUUUAUUCUGAGAGUGUUAGUUCUGCUAUUAUCUAUAAAGACAGAACUAUCCUACAGAUAUGUAGCUUGGAGUCAGUCAGCUAUCUCUGUAGGCUCAUGAUUAUCAAGUCAUGCUAAAUGAAAUUAUUCAUACUAACUCUUCCAGCUUAUAGCUCACAAACCAACAUCCUCAAAAAUUUCACUAAAUAACCUGCCUUCUUCCCAAAGGAUAAAGUGAAUUCACCUAGCAAACAUGAAGCAUUUGUGUAUUUAUAAUUGUGGCCACAGAACAACAGGAAAGCUUCUUUAUCUUGUUAACUGACUUAUCUCUGUACUUUUGUUUAUUUAUUUUUUUUUUUGCUCAAUAAGGAGCAAAUGCAAACUUUUAAGAAAUAGAAUAGAUUAAUUGCUAAACAGAAAGCAUUACAUCUGAAUUAUUGCCAACCUGAACAGAAAUAGACUAUACACACAUGCACACAGAAAAUACUUACACAGACACACUCACACACUUUAAAAUAUUGAAAGGCCUCCUUAGGCACAGCGUUGUUAAUGGAAUAAGAUUCUGUUUAGAGAAGCAAUGCAUAAAAUCACAUGGAGAUGAAAUGUAAAGAAAAGACAUCAUGGUGCUUUAUGACUUGGUUCCCAAACACUUUAAGAGAUUUAAAAUUCUUCUCAAAAUAAGAAGGCUACCAGCAGUUUAAUGAAAAAUUUAUUAUAGGGAGGGGUGACUUCAGAUAGACAGGUAGGUAGGUAGGUAGGUAAAUAGAUAAUCUUGUUUUCCUGAAAUAAUUACAGCACAUAGUUCUUUAGUUCUUUGUCAUCAAUCUUAGGUAGAAUCAAUCUUAAGCAGAAUAUUUCAUACCAACAUAGGCUCUGUCAGAAGGUUGUUACUGCUUGUGAAUGUAUGAUUUACAUGAAUGAAUAGAGGACUCUUUUUGGUACCAAGCAAUGAGGUUCACUACAAACAGAAUAAAAGACUGACUUAUUAGUCCACUAGUUCAUCUAAUGUUCAAAUUCAGUGCAGAAGCUUUUUAGCUUUCUUGUGUGAAUGUGAUAUCCUGGAAUGGAACCACUUUUUUUCUUUUUUUUAAGAUUAGUCUGUCUGUCUAAGGUGAUGAGCACAUACAGUUCUUGUUAUUAAAUAAUUAUUUUUGUAAAUACUAUAUGAUUUUUGCUUUUCAGGAAAUAAUCUUGGUAUGUAGAUGGGUCUGAUUUUUGUUCUUACCACGUGAAAUUUGUGUAUUUCCUACCAUGAAGUUUAAGUGACUCAGAUGGAGAAUGAAAGUGUGUCCCCACAAGUACAGAUAAGGAAGAAAAAUUGUAUUUAUGAAGAGGCAUAACAUCCUGUAGGAUAUGGGGAAACAGGAAAGAAUUUUAAAAUGUCUGGAUAACCAUAAAGCAUUUAUAAAAUCAGGAGGUAACUAAUGGAGCGCCAUUGACUUAAGACAACAACAAUUUAGCUUUAAUCCAUGAAUGAGACCAAAUGAAUUCUGUAGUUUCAUGAGCUUAAACCACACAGUGUAAUUGAGUGUUUGAGCUGUUCUCACAAAUGUCAUGGCAUGUGGGAUGAGGGAAUGAGUGUAGUAAGUUUUAGAAAUUUGAAGAAAAUCUAUUCUGUUUUUUUUGCUUCAGUGUUUUUCUUAUGCCUUAAGUCUUUAAUGUGUACUACACUGAUAACGCGUGAUUAUCAAUAUUGUAAGUAAAGAUUAAGUUGAGCUCCUCACUUUUAUAUGAUUUAUGUUUAGAACCACUCUUUGUUCAGAAAAUUAUUUGUGGUUUGAUCAAAUUGUGAGCAUUUAGGUUUUUACUUCUGUAUUAGUGUUCACUCUAAAAUAUAAAAGUUUACUGUAUCUUACCAGUAAAUAGAUCUGUGUUUUUUAAUUCAAAU